GCUUCCGCCUGGCUGUGCUGCAGCUGCAGGUGGGCAGCAUCAAAGCGGACAACCUGAGCAGGGCCCGGCGGCUGGUGAAGGAGGCGGCGGGACAAGGAAGCAAGGUGAUGCUGCUGCCGGAAUGCUUCAACUCUCCAUAUGGGACAAACUUUUUUUCCUCAUAUGCUGAGAAGAUCCCAGGAGAAUCCACCCAGGUCCUGUCGGAGGCAGCGAAGGAGAAUAAGGUGUACCUGGUGGGAGGAUCCAUCCCUGAAGAGGACUGUGGGAAGUUGUAUAACAGCUGUGCAGUGUUCGACCCUGAUGGAGAGAUCAUUCUUAAACACAGAAAGAUUCACCUGUUUGACAUCAAUGUUCCAGGAAAGAUCCACUUUCAGGAGUCUGAGACACUGAGCCCAGGGAGCAGUCUGUCGAUGUUUGACACACCAUUCUGUAAAGUGGGGGUGGGGAUCUGCUACGACAUGCGAUUUGCAGAGCUCGCUCAGCUCUACAGCAGGAAAGGCUGCCAGCUGCUGGUUUACCCCGGAGCCUUCAACAUGACGACAGGUCCGGCCCACUGGGAGCUCCUGCAGAGGGCGAGGGCGGUUGAUAACCAGGUGUUUGUGGCUACAGCUUCCCCUGCCCGAGAUGAAGCUGCCUCCUACAUGGCCUGGGGUCAUAGCUCUGUUGUGAACCCAUGGGGGGAGGUCAUCUCCAAGGCCGGAACAGAGGAAACCAUCAUCUAUGCUGACAUCGACUUACAGUAUUUGGCUGACAUCCGGCAGCAGAUCCCGAUCACGUGUCAGCGUCGGGACGACCUGUACGCGGUGACGUCCCUGCAGGACAGAUCGGGCUGAACGCUUCAACUCUGCUCCUCUCUCUCCACUGGCUCAGCUAAAUCUGGAUGGAAUCUUCCUGUUAAUUUUCAUCCAGGAGACUGGAUUAAAGCAGAAAUGUUAAAGCAGUGGAGUUUUAGGAUGAAGAAGACACAGUGGUUGAAUGUGUCUCACCGCUCUGUAAUUUCUGCUUCAAAGGUUUUUCUGCAGUUUAUGAUUUGAAUAUAUACAUUUAAAUAAAUGUUCAGGUGCUAAAUAAUUUUGAAGAAUCUUUAAGGCUUCACAGUUCAAGAUGAAGAAGUGUCUGCCAGACUGUCCAGCUGCAGUUCAGUAGGUUUGGGGCUUCAACACUCUUGUGCUUUCUAAAAAUCUACAUUUAUUAACCAAGUUGUCCACAAACUGAGCCCAAAGUCCUGCAGAGACCAGAUGAACCACAGCAGCAGACUUUUUACAAACAAGUCAGGAAAUGUACUCUGAAAAGUCACUGAUCA
This is a messenger RNA of Nematolebias whitei (Rio pearlfish), 1303 nucleotides long. It is a transcript of the gene nit2, whose product is annotated as nitrilase family, member 2. Gene Ontology annotation, molecular function: omega-amidase activity. Gene Ontology annotation, cellular component: mitochondrion. NCBI's taxonomy places the organism in Eukaryota, Metazoa, Chordata, Actinopteri, Cyprinodontiformes, Rivulidae. Gene Ontology annotation, biological process: oxaloacetate metabolic process; L-glutamine metabolic process. The record is from RefSeq and is a predicted model, not a curated record.